This is a messenger RNA of Symbiodinium natans, 1884 nucleotides long. Lineage: Eukaryota; Dinophyceae; Suessiales; Symbiodiniaceae. The record is from the annotation of a GenBank genome assembly.
AUGGGUAUUUUCUUCGACUACAUCUUCUGGAUUCUUCUAGCCUACUGCGCAGUGAAUGCGCUCAUCUGGGUUGGUGAAAAGCUCGGCAUUAUCUCGCCACAGUUUGACGAGUGGAACCCGGUACGGUGGUUUCAUCAUGAUGCGCACGGGCUGCAGAAGGAGCUUUAUAAGAAUGCUACUGCAAGUGCCGUUACCGCCGAGCAGUUCUCCAACCUGAAGAAAUGGAUCGAAGGCGGCCCGGGCGGCUGGGUCAGCAGCAAACUCAUUGUCAACGACUACCUCAGCGAGAAGGGUCGGUACGAUCGGCGUUUGGAGGUUACCGAGGCUGUGGCGAAGGACGAGGUUUUGGUCAAGCUACCUUUAUCACACGUGCUGUCUGCAGACUUCUGCCAGCAAGACCUGACGGACCAGACGAUUCGUCAGGUGGUGGAUGCGCAGAAACGGAGCUCCGAGCCAGUGGACAUUGCACCCUGGACUUGGAUCACCCUCUACACCCUGGCCCAUGCCAAGAAGGAUGCGUCAGCGCCCCCUUCCACAGGAUGGCGCUUUGACACCCUCCUGAAGCAGGAGUACGUGGACGCUGCGCUGUCUUACUUGCCAUUGUUUUGGGAUGAUGCAAGUUUACACUGGCUGAAUGGGACCGACCUGCUGAACGUCCACGUCUUGGACGUGCACGCAGCGAUCGAGACAGAGUACCACAAACUCAGCUACCUGGUGUCCAGCAUCGAGUCCUCGAUCAGCGUAGUGGAGUUCAAGAAGUGGGCCAUGGUGGUCAUGUCCCGAGGGGAGACCGUCAGCCUUCCUGAUCGUGACAACAAGAGUCAAACGACUCCGCAGCUGGCAAUCAUGCCUCUCAUUGAUUUGGUGGAUCACCAUCUGCCAAUGCCAGAGGAAGCCUUGCACUCCUACGACGACCUGACCAAGUUCCAGGAGAGAGGGUCACGAACAAAUAUUUCGUACGAUGCCGACUCUGCGGCAGUAACUCUGAAGGCCAAGGAGGAACUGCCAGCCAACUCGGCGGUGACUGUGGGCUAUGGUGUCCGGUCCAAUGCAGACUACUUGCUUUACCACGGCUUCACCAUGCCUCAGCGGUGGAGCGACGUAACGCUUUGUGCCCAGUACACCAUGAUCGAGCUGCCCCUCCCGACGGAUUUCCCAACCUGGAAAUCCAGGUAUCUGCCUCAUUCAUACCGAUUUGCCUUGCCUGCUUGUCCAAGCCGCAAGUCCACACCUCAUGUUGCCAUUGGAGCGGCCAGAUUCCUUGUGGCGACAGAGGAAGAUGUCGUCAGCUUUGAAGAUAGACUGGCGCAGGAUCCGUCUCUGCUCGACGGCGCCCACGUGAAUCGAGGGGACAAAUUCCUGCAUCACGCUGCCCAGGAGGCCGUGGCUGUAGUUUGCGACGUGAAAGUCCAGCCUCCACUCUGUAGAGUUCCUCUGUCCGCGUCUAGCGAGCGUGCAGCCUGGGAGUUCGUCAAGAAGCAGACCUUGGCCCGCGUUGCGCAGCAUGUGGGGACCAUCUCUGAGGACGACCGGCUCCUGGCCGAAGAUGACCGUAAGAACAGCUUCAGCAUCAACCAGCGACAUGCCACCAUAGUGCGGAGGGAGGAGAGGAUGGUGCUGCGGAGUUGGUGCAACGUCGUGGUUAGAAUGGUUGCCUUCUUGAACACGCCCCAAGCAGAGGAGUCGAUGGCAACCAUCAAGCUGCCUGAGGACCAGGUUCUCGAGAACGACGAGCCGCGCCAGCGACCACGGUACUGGGUGCCGACCUCAGCAGCAUGUACAUCCUCCUCACGAUGUGGCCAGUGGCUUAACCCGCCACAGGAAACUCCAAUCCCAAGCGCCCAAGCCCCAAGCCUGGAAUCCAAAGAUACGCUUGUGGCAUAA